This is a messenger RNA of Meloidogyne enterolobii, 570 nucleotides long. NCBI's taxonomy places the organism in Eukaryota, Metazoa, Nematoda, Chromadorea, Rhabditida, Meloidogynidae. The record is from the annotation of a GenBank genome assembly.
UUUUCACACAUUUUUUUCAUUUUUAGUAUGCACUCGGACCACUUUGAAGUUUUUUAUGGAUCUGAUGAAUUAGAAGAAAUGAUUGACGACAUCGAAAGAUUUAGUUACAAAUUUCAAUUAAUAGACAAACAAAAGGUGAAGGAGAAAUUGCAACAGUACUUACCUGAGAAAAAGUGGGAGAAGAAAUCUUCUAAGAUCGAAGAACACGACAUUACGAUUAAACUGAAACACAAACCUUUGCCGCAUUAUAUCUCUGGAGCGGGACCAUUCCAUUAUUACUAUAAAUGCUGUUAAGUACCGAAUCUCAACAAUUGUGGGUACUUUGAGAUUGUCUCUUGCACUCAUCCCUGCUGUCAAUCAUUUUUUUCCUUCAAACAUUACAGAUAAAAGGCAAGUAUUAGGAAUGAAAAAUAGACGGCAACAGCAAAAAUUCAUUUAUAAUUAAAGAAAUUUGAUCAUUCCGAAGCAGGAAAAAUAAAAAAACAAGAAAAUUAAUUUGAGAAUCAAAUAGGUGUAGGGGGGGGGGGAAUAUUAAUAAAGUACCCAAUAGUGUAUUUAUAUUUUUGUUUG